Molecule: messenger RNA, 1454 nt
Organism: Cannabis sativa
Lineage: Eukaryota; Viridiplantae; Streptophyta; Magnoliopsida; Rosales; Cannabaceae
Product: clathrin light chain 2
Exons: 3
Coding region: 129-1142 (337 amino acids)
Biological process (GO): intracellular protein transport; clathrin-dependent endocytosis; clathrin coat assembly
Cellular component (GO): plasma membrane; clathrin coat of coated pit; clathrin coat of trans-Golgi network vesicle
Molecular function (GO): clathrin heavy chain binding; structural molecule activity
Source: RefSeq, a predicted model, not a curated record
UAUAGAUUCCCAAUUCAAAACGACUCCUCUUCUUCACAUUAUUUCAUUACACAGAACAAUAAAACGCUGUCGUUUUACCCUUUCACACAGAGAAUCAGAUCAGAGGAGAGAGAGAGAGAGAGAAAGCUAUGGCUUCCUUCGACGCCUACGGUCUCGACGGCGACGAUCUCAACUCCUCCGACCGCCAUUUCGAUGACAACGACGUCGUCGUAGUCGACGAUUUCUCAGCCUACGAUUCAUUCUCUUCCUCAACUUUUCCCGCCGAUCAACACCAAUCCGAUGAUUAUGUUGCUGUAGAUCACUCCACCGCCGCUACUUCUCCCUUCGGAUUCGAAGAUCCGAACCCGAACUAUUCAGAUUCGUCUCCUUUUGGUUCUGUUCACGUUGAGAAUGGGAACGGGAAUGGAAAUAAUGGAAACGGAAGUCUGUUUGAGUCUUAUGGCGUUGGUGAGGAUGGAAUUGGUAAUGGUGAUGGAGUGUUCUCGACGCUUGAUGGUCCUGUUCUUCCGCCUCCGACAGAGAUGGAGCCUGAGGAAGGUUACGCUCUUCGUGAAUGGAGACGUAAAAACGCGAUUCUACUCGAGGAGAAGGAGAAUAGGGAAAAGGAAAUGAGAAACAAAAUCCUCGAAGAAGCUGAAGAAUUCAUAAUAUCUUUCUACGAGAAAAGGAAGCUUAACGUCGAAACUAACAAAACCAACAACCGAGAAAAGGAGAAGUUAUUCUUGGCUAAUCAAGAGAAUUUCCACAAAAGUGCUGACAAGCAAUAUUGGAAAGCAAUAGCCGAGCUUAUUCCUCACGAGGUUCCAAACAUCGAGAAGAAGAGAAGCAAGAAAGAUCAAGACAAGAGACCCUCGAUCACAAUCGUCCAAGGUCCAAAACCCGGGAAACCAACCGAUCUUUCACGAAUGAGACAAAUACUCGUGAAGCUGAAACACACACCCCCACCUCACAUGAUUCCACCCCCACCUCCUCCGGCCAAAGACCCCAAAGACACCAAAGAUGGAAAAACAGGUAAAACCAUAUCGGUUGCUGCAAAAGACGCCAAGGAUGGUAAAACCGACGCCAAAGUUAUCGCCUCUAAAGACGAAGAAGAAGAAAAAGCACCAACAACAACAACAAAUGAUCAGCCUGCUAUUAUAUAAUAACAAAAAAUUGUUCUCUCUAUGUUCUCAUAAUGUGUUUUGUUAAUUGGUUUUUUUUUUUUCUUCUUACUAUUUUAUGGUAAUCUUUUGGAUUCCAUUAAGAGGGUUUUUAGUUUUGAAUACCCUUUUUGAUUUUAUUACACAUUGGGGUUUUGGUAUGGUUUUUUAUAUUUUGAGAAUGUGAAAUUGUUAUAUUUUUUUUAAAAAAAAUGAUGAAUCAAUUUAAUUUUGGGACCAACUUUGAUUAUUUUAUAAGAUACUAGUUGGGUCUAACGUGCUUCGCACGUGAGCCCAUAGUUCAAAUAUUUUUUC